GGGGCGGUGGAGGCGGGCGCAGUCAGGCCAGUGAUGGCGGCGACGGCGGUGAUGGCGGGCUCGGCGUCCCUGGCGCCGGCGUCGGGCACGGAGGGAGCCUCUUCGGUUCACUGGUUCCGCAAGGGGCUGCGACUCCACGACAACCCAGCACUGUUGGCGGCUGUGCGCGGGGCGCGCUGCGUGCGCUGCGUUUACAUCCUCGACCCUUGGUUCGCGGCCUCCUCUUCAGUCGGGAUCAACCGAUGGAGGUUCCUGCUUCAGUCUCUGGAAGAUUUGGACACAAGUUUAAGGAAACUAAACUCCCGCCUGUUUGUAGUCCGGGGACAGCCAGCUGAUGUGUUCCCACGGCUAUUCAAAGAAUGGGGGGUGACCCGUUUGACCUUUGAAUAUGACUCCGAACCUUUUGGUAAAGAACGGGAUGCAGCCAUCAUGAAGAUGGCCAAGGAGGCUGGUGUGGAGGUGGUGACCGAGAACUCUCACACACUCUAUGACCUGGACAGGAUCAUUGAGCUCAACGGGCAGAAGCCACCCCUUACCUACAAGCGCUUUCAGGCCAUCAUCAGCCGCAUGGAGCUGCCCAAGAAGCCAGUGGGCUCGGUGACCAGCCAGCAGAUGGAGAGCUGCCGGGCUGAGAUCCAGGAGAACCACGAUGAAACCUAUGGCGUGCCCUCCCUCGAGGAGCUGGGAUUCCCCACUGAAGGACUUGGCCCAGCUGUCUGGCAAGGAGGAGAGGCAGAAGCCCUGGCCCGACUGGAUAAGCACUUGGAACGGAAGGCCUGGGUGGCCAACUAUGAGAGACCCCGCAUGAAUGCCAACUCCCUGCUGGCCAGCCCCACAGGCCUCAGCCCCUAUCUGCGCUUUGGGUGCCUCUCCUGCCGCCUCUUCUACUACCGCCUGUGGGACCUGUAUAGAAAGGUGAAGCGGAACAGCACACCACCCCUCUCCCUGUUCGGGCAACUCCUAUGGCGAGAGUUCUUCUACACGGCAGCCACCAACAACCCCAGAUUUGACCGCAUGGAGGGGAACCCCAUCUGCAUCCAGAUCCCCUGGGACCGCAACCCUGAGGCCCUGGCCAAGUGGGCUGAGGGCAAGACAGGUUUCCCUUGGAUUGACGCCAUCAUGACCCAGCUGAGGCAGGAGGGCUGGAUCCACCAUCUGGCCCGGCACGCUGUGGCCUGCUUCCUCACACGUGGAGACCUCUGGGUCAGCUGGGAGAGUGGGGUCCGGGUAUUCGAUGAGCUGCUCCUGGAUGCAGACUUCAGCGUGAAUUCAGGCAGCUGGAUGUGGCUGUCCUGCAGUGCUUUCUUCCAACAGUUCUUCCACUGCUACUGCCCUGUGGGCUUUGGCCGCCGCACAGACCCCAGUGGAGACUACAUCAGGCGUUAUCUGCCCAAACUGAAAGGAUUCCCUUCUCGUUACAUCUAUGAGCCCUGGAAUGCCCCAGAGUCGAUUCAGAAAGCAGCCAAGUGCAUCAUUGGCGUGGACUACCCACGGCCCAUCGUCAACCAUGCCGAGACCAGCCGGCUCAACAUUGAGCGAAUGAAGCAGAUUUACCAGCAGCUCUCCCGCUACCGGGGACUCUGUCUGCUGGCCUCCGUCCCCUCCUGUGUGGAAGACCUCAGCAACCCUGUGGCAGAGCCCAGCUCUAGCCAGGCUGGGAGCAUGAGCAGUGCAGGCCCAAGACCAGUUCCCAGUGGCCCAGCAUCCCCCAAACGCAAGCUGGAGGCAGCUGAGGAGCCACCUGGUGAGGAACUCAGCAAACGGGCCAGGGUGACAGAGUUGCCCACCCCAGAGCUGCCGAGCAAGGGUGUCUGAAGCUGCAGAGCCACUGCUCCGUGAGCAAAGCCUGGGUGCCAAGGCAGCCACCAUGGCAGCAGAGUGCAAACUGCGGACAAAGCUGGUCACCGAUGGAGAUAGCGAGAACGUGUGUGUGUGUGUGUGUGUGUGUGCGCGCGCGCAUGUGUGGAGGAAGGAGUGGUGUGCCUGUUAACGUGUGCAUGCAUCUGUUGACACUCUUGUGAUUCUGAAUGCUGCCUGGGCUGGAGUAGUACCCAUAGCACGCUUUACCCUAAGCACUGUUUUCCGGCCUCCAGACACAAGGCUGGAAGUCAGAGCAGUGGCUUUCAGCUAAGUCCUGUCCCUGCCAGCCAGUGGCUUGCAUGAAUGGAGCACAGUGCUGUAGGACCCUAAUGGGGAUUCUGGCAUCUGCCACCCUGGUCCUCCCUCCUCACAUCAGACCAAGGAGCAAUAGGACAACAUUUUUGGCUCUUGUCACAAGGAUGGUAUUUUAGAGAAAGCCAAAAAGCCCUGCUAAGUUCCUACUUUUUGACCUGGAGGCUGGGCAGGCUGGAGUAGACCAAGCCACCUGGAGUAGCUUCUUCCUUAUUUUAAAACUUCCCUGCUGCUGGGUUCUCCAGACCAUUCCUUGGAUGUCCAGGACUGACCAUGAGGCCAUAGACAGAUGCUGGCUCUGAGAAGUUUCCACCAUCAUAUGGAAGGACUCCCAGAUAUCUGGUGCAGUGGGUGCAUGGUACUGAGACAGCACAUCUGCCUUUUGGGGCAUAGAACCUCAGGAAAAGACAAGUUCCUGGUGUCAGCAAGCCCCCUGGCCCCUCUGACCACUCUCCAAGGCACCACAGUGCUGCCAAUGAGGACAGCUGAAAUCCAGCCAGAGAAGCCAUUCCAGUCCAUUCUGGAGGCUUCCAGGGCCUGCCCUGGGCUGGUCAGCAUCCAGGCUGCCAUGUCAGCUGUCCUGGUAGCUGGACUCUGAGGACCCAGGCAGAUGGAUUCGUGGGUAGGGACUGCCAGGGGUAGUUGGCAAAGGUCCACAUAGAGAUCAAACCCAGCAUGUCAACCCUGCCAGAAGCAGCAAGUGGGAGGUUUGACUCAGAGAAGCCAAGCCCUGCAUUCUAGAAGUGGCCUGUGCCUCCCAUUUCUCCACUCCCACCGUCAAAGGCCUGUGUUGAGAAAGUCUCAAUGAAAACAAAGACUGUGGUUAACUGGAGCAAGUCUUCCUUCUACCAUGUGGCCUCUACCUGAGCCACAAGGUGUGUGUGUGGUGUGUGUGUGUGCGCGCGCAUGCGUGCACCUACAUGUGUACAUGUAGCUCAGAGAUUGAUUCCUCUUUGAAUUUUUGUCCUCACAUGUUACAUUAAGCUGGCCUCUAGGCCAUCUCCUCUCUACCUCCCCGGUGACCUUACCUAGCCUCAUAGCUGAUAACUCCUUUGGCCCCACCCCUGUCCCUCACUGUCCUCUGUCCUAAGACCAGAACCCUGUGGCCAGGCCUCUGUCUCCUACAGCUGUCUGGCACAUUGACAGGCUUCUUCCUGAGAUGUCCUCAGGUUUUCUCAGCCAGAGAGCUGCCUUUAGAUUCCAACUGUUGUAUGUGUCACCCUUACUAGAAAUGUCCUGUAAUCAAAGCGUGGAGAGGGGAGCAGGGCACGUGUGAUGGUGUGCAUUUGGAGCAUUGGAUUGGGGGCUUCCCUGCUCCCUCAGCCCCAGCCACCGGGAGGAAAAACAAUCAGGAGCCAUUGCCAGAAGGGCAGUAGAGUAAGUCUGGAAGGGGUAGUCUGAAAAACUGCGAAUGCCAGAGGGCUUAGGGCGAGAGUCAGUAUUUAUUUAGCAGCACCUUCAAACAUCAAGGUGAUUCCCUUGUCCUGCCUAUAUUUAAUGAUGGCUGUCUCCCCUAAAGUAAAAGUUUCCAGGACCACCUCCCCCUGCUUCUCCACCAUCCCUGGCAUGUUGGCCCAUCCCCAGGACAACCUUCCAGUGGAGUGGAGCAGUCCACUCCUAGAGCUGGGAGGGGAGGGGUGAGGAGAGGGUAUGGCCAGUGUCUUUGUAGCUCCCUUCUGGCACAGGUGGUCCUGGUGGCUGCUGCAGUCAUGUCCCAUAUCUUGAUCCAACGGCCAGCAUGGGGAAGAGAUGGUCGCAGGCAAAAUGCACUUUAUAUAGAGAUUUUCUAUCACUGGGAAGGUGUGUUUCUCCCACGAUUUGUUUGUGAAUAUUCUCUUGUUUUAUAAAUGUCUGAUCCUGUCUAAGCAAA
Messenger RNA from Choloepus didactylus (southern two-toed sloth), 4042 nucleotides. It is a transcript of the gene CRY2, whose product is annotated as cryptochrome circadian regulator 2. Gene Ontology annotation, biological process: circadian regulation of gene expression; negative regulation of DNA-templated transcription; entrainment of circadian clock by photoperiod. Lineage: Eukaryota; Metazoa; Chordata; Mammalia; Pilosa; Megalonychidae. Gene Ontology annotation, cellular component: cytoplasm; nucleus. The record is from RefSeq and is a predicted model, not a curated record. Gene Ontology annotation, molecular function: FAD binding; DNA binding. Bases 34 to 1815 code for a protein of 593 amino acids. The transcript has 12 exons.